AUGGAACCGAGAGUGGCGAGACGAAACCGAUUCUACAAAGGCUCAAACAGUCCGAUUUCAGUGCUACAUUUACUAACAUUUAUGUUAUGGGUGAUACAAGAACAUCUGUAUUGUGUGAAUUGUCAAGAAGAUCAAUAUCCACCAAAAUAUUUUAUAACUCCUCCCCAGUGUGGUAGCAUUGUGGGUACGGGAGGAUUCAAGUUCAUGACAUGUAGAGCGAGUAGUUCUCCCAGUCCAAUGUACCAGUGGCGGAAAAAUGGGACAGAUAUUCCUGGUCAAACCAACGCCCAGCUCAAAAUACAGAACAUACAACGACAAGAUGCAGGCUUUUAUCAGUGUGUGGCAUACAACGAUCUUGGAUUGUUACUGUCUGAGAGCUGCAAAGUGACGGUUGCUUAUAUGGAUUCAUUCUCAUCAUCAAUAGACCAAGAUGUGCCUGUUCAGGAAGGGGAUGCUGUUGUUUUACAGCUUCCAAAUAUCGCCUCUGUCCCAGCACCAACUAUGGAUUGGUACCUUGAUCAGAAUCAGAUGGAUGUUUUUGGACCACACCACUACGUUACUCUAGACAACAAUUUAGCUUUAUUAGACAUAAGCGAUCUUUCAAACAACAAUGUGUAUCAUGCUGAAGCUCUGAAUGGUCAGUCUGGAGAUUUUGCGCAAAGUGGAAAAUUUACCCUCAAAGUGCAAGGUAACAAUGUGGUGGCAAAAGCCCCAACAAUGGAAAUACCUCCUAAAGAUUUGUCCGUUGUAGCUGACUUCACAACAACAGUGGCUAAUUUUGAGUGUGUCGUGAAUGCAAGGCCAAUUGGUUCAUUGGUAACAAAAUGGUACAAAGUAAAUGGGGCCACAAGAACUGAAAUUUUUGAAGAUUCUGUCAAAUAUCUAUUUGGUGAUGGGAGAUAUCAUCGCAGACUUCAGAUACGAACUCCAACAGCUUCUGAUGAGGGAGUAUAUGAAUGUGAGGCAGAACUCCAAAAUUCCCCCGAUGGAAACACAUAUCCCAAGCAAAAUGCUCGAGCAAAUUUAACGAUUUAUGAAAAACCAAUCAUCACCUCGCAGAUUUUAAGUGAUUAUAGCAAAGACUAUGCUGAGACUGUCACUGUGCCAUGUACUGCCACAGGGGAACCCACACCAACCAUACACUGGUACUUCAAUGGGGCAGAAGUCACCUCUCUAGCUAGUAACAAACAUACAGUACAAUCAGAUGGCACUAUUACGAUCACAGCUUUAGACCUGGAAGAUUCUGGAAUAUACCAGUGCUUUGCCAAAAAUGCUGCUGGUGAAAUGGUGAAAUCUACGUGGAUCAAAGUCAACAGCUUACCCCCAGAACUGGUUUCACCACCUCAGAAUUUGACUGUUGUGGAAGGAUCUGAUGCUCGAAUUUCCUGUAGUGCAACUGGAGCUCCAAAACCAACCAUCUAUUGGGUCAAAGUUGUUGAUGAAGUCCCACAACCUAUUGUUGUCGGUGGACGUUUCCAGAUCAUGGAUGGAUCAGAUCUUCUUAUCACCACAACGCAGGCCUCAGAUUCAGGCCAGUACCGAUGUAACGUCACAAACAGUCGCGGCAGUCUGGAAGCUGAGGCUCAUCUGGCUGUUCUUGUGAGAACACAGAUUACUGCUCCCCCACAGAAUGUCUCCAGAGGCAAGGGAGAGAAUGCUGUCAUGCCUUGUAGUGUAUCACAUGAUCCACACAUACAAGUGCAGCUCAAUUGGUAUAAAUUUGACCGUAUCACCAAUGAGAAGAAUCUUCUGAGUAAUAGCAGCCGUAUCAGCAUCAGUGGAACUGGAACCCUUCAGAUCAUGGGCGUGUAUAAUAUAGACAUUGGCUACUAUCAGUGUGAGGUUAUCUCUUUAGGAGGGAAUGACAGCCGCAAAGCUUAUCUCUCUGUCUUAGAGAUCCCCCACCAACCUGUUCUCCAGACUGUAGAAGUUCUGCAGUCAGACUUAAGGGCAGUGAAUUUGACCUGGCAGCCUGGCUUUGAUGGUUACUCGCCCAUCAUCAGGUUUAUUAUACAAUACAGACAGGUUCUCUUCGUACCAGGAGAAGGUAUAAAAGACAGUCCUGAAGAAGGUUGGGUCACAUACCCUGAGACGGCACCCUCUAGCAACAACUGGUUCAUUGUUUCUGGGCUGCGUCCAGCACGUAGUUACCAGUUUCGUGUUAGUGCUGUCAACAGUAUGGGGGAAGGUGCAAAGAGUGAAGCAAAACCAGUUCCACCCAUUAACAUGCCAGAGCAAGCUCCCAGUGGUCCACCAAAAGGAUUCUUUGGCAGUGCACGAUCAAACUCCUCCAUCAUGCUUCAGUGGCAAGCUCCAGACGAAGAUAAAUGGAAUGGAGAUCUCCUUGGCUACACGAUCAGAUUUAGACUGGCUGAUUAUCCCAGUGCCUCAUACCAUUUAAGAAAUGCCACUAUCUGGCCUUUGACAUCCUAUGAGUUGACAAAUCUGAUAAUUUUCCAGGAAUAUGAGAUACAGAUUGCUGCAUUUAACAGUGAGGGAGUAGGUGUGUACACAUCGUCAAUCAGGGUGGCCACGAUGGAGGGAACGCCAGAUGCUCCUCCUAGGGAUGUGUCAGCCACCACAGUGAAUUCAACAUCUGUGGAAGUGUCCUGGAUUCCACCUGAUGCUGCAUAUUUCAAUGGAGUGAAUCUUGGAUAUAAAAUCUAUAUGCAAGAGAUGACAGAUCCUGAACCCACUUUUCGACUCAAAGUGGCCCCUGAUGCAAAUAACCCUGUUGGAAUACAGACUGCAUACAUACACAACCUGAAGAAGUAUACAAACUAUACUGUGAAAGUCACAUGUUACACAAGUAAAGGGAAUGGACCUUUCAGUUCAACUGUAGCUGUGAUGACUGAAGAAGAUGUACCUGGUCAAGUUGGAAGUCUGUCCUUUACAAACAUCUUGGACAUAUCUUUGAAAGUUAUUUGGACUCCCCCUACAGAGAUCAAUGGAAUACUCUUGGAGUAUAAACUUGAGUGGAUGAAACGCAACUCUACAGAACAAGCCAAGUCAAUAGACUUACAGAAGAUUUUCAAUGAUUACACAAUACGAGGCUUGUCACCUAGUACCAACUACACUAUCAUGGUCCGUGCCAAGACAGCGAAGGGUUAUGGACCUCCUAGGUCAGCUGACAUCCAGUCUGGGGUUCCUCCAGAGCAACCAACGGCUCCAAUUAACCUUGGAGUAUCAAACAUAGAAGCAACCUCAGUCCUGCUCCAGUUUAUACCCGGAUAUGAUGGGAAAACAUCCAUCACUACCUGGAUCGUACAGGGACAGCAGAAUGACAACACAACCUGGGGAGAAGUUUACAGAAUUUCAAAUCCUGGAGCAACCUCGCUCACAGUUCUCAAUCUCCGUCCCUACACUGAGUAUCGACUACGAAUGACUGCUGUCAACAUUGUUGGCCCAAGUUUACCAAGUGAACCAACUAGGAAAUUCCAGACGCUACAGUCAGCACCCAGCGUUCCACCUGACAAUGUUACUGUCAGGGCACAGAAUGCUACUGCUCUCAGGAUCAGCUGGGCACCAUUGUCUAAGAGUGAGUGGAAUGGUGCUCCACGUGGCUACCAGUUAUUUUACAAGCUCAAACAGAACCAGGUAUAUGCACAGAUUGAUCUAACCAUGGACCAUGACAACCACUUCCUGAAUGGACUGGAGGAGUGGAUGGAGUACCAGGUCAGGAUGAAAGCCUACAAUGAUGUGGGCAGUAGUGCAUUUAGUCCCAUCACUACAGAACGGACUCGAGAAGCAACUCCAUCAGAUGGUCCAACAAAUGUGAGAGCCGUCCCAGUGUCUUCAACCUCAAUCAAUGUUUCAUGGUCAGAUGUACCUGCUCUGGACCAGAAUGGUCUUAUCUCAGGCUACAAGGUCCAAUAUGAGUCAUCCUUCGAAAACAUCGCACCUGUAAUGCAAGAUGUACCUGGAAACCAGACAUACAGUGUAGUAAUUCAAGGCCUACGAAAGUUUGUGUCAUACCAGGUGCAGGUCCUAGCAUAUACACGCAUGGGAGAUGGAGUACUUAGCGUGCCCAAGAAAACUGUCAAAACGUUUGAAGACAAGCCAGGCCCACCUGUGAUUGUGUGGUUUCCCCAGGUUACCUACACAACUGCCAAAGUCAUAUGGAGUCCCCCUUUGGAACCAAAUGGUAUGGUCAGUGGAUAUAUGGUGUCCUACCGUAUCAAAAACAUGAACACUAUCACCAACAGCUCGGAGCUACCGUCUACACAGUACGAAUUUACUGUGGCCACAUUGCAACGUGAGACUUACUACCUCUUCAGUGUGACAGCUCGCACACAUCUGGGCUGGGGAACGCCGGCAGAGGUUCUCGUCUACACCAUGAUCAACCGCACUAUCCCAGACCGUCCCUCAUUGCCAUCAAUUACAUCAGAAGUUGGGCCGCGGUCAGUGGUGAUAAGUUGGCAGCCUGCCUUUGAUGGAUAUGGUCCCCUGAGAAACUACACUAUACAAUACCGCAGUCAGAAUGGAGACUGGAGCACAACCCCUGAGACAGUCCCCACAGAACUCAACUCUUACAAAGUUACUGGUCUGCAUCCUAACACUCAAUAUCGGUUCAGAGUGGCAGCCACGAAUGAUGUAGGAAUGAGUCCAUUCAGUGAUGAAUCUUUACCAGUUAUGACCUUGGAAGCCAUACCAGAAGGAGCUCCUCAGAAUCUGGUUGUGGUACCACUAACAACCAUCUCUGUCAGAGUAUCAUGGCAGCAACCUCCUGUUCAAACCUGGAAUGGUGUCCUGCUGGGCUACAUAAUCCAGUACAAACAGGUGGACAUGAACAGCUAUGUGGAAGCACAGGUUGAUUAUCGCCAGUACAGUAUGAUUCUGGACCAGCUCACAAAAGACGUAAACUAUGAGAUCCGUGUUAUAGCCUUUAACAGCAAGGGAAAUGGUCCGCCAAGUACUCCUACUAUUGUGUAUGUAGGGGAGGCAGCUCCGGCUGCAGCUCCUACCAACAUUUUGAUCCAAGCUGAAAACUCAACGGAAUUAAUGGUAAUCUGGCAACCACCACCUCCUGACAAACAAAAUGGGGACCUGUCUGGAUACAAGAUUCAGUACUGGAGAACCACAGAUGGGCCAUCCUCAAAUGUACAGAUCAUCGUCCGAGAGAAACAAGCGCUACUUCAAGGACUCCAGAUCUUCGCUAACUACUCUGUAACUGUACAAGCCUAUAAUCUGGCUGGAGAAGGACCCAGGAGUGAUAUCAUCUACGGACGCACCCUGGAGGGAUUCCCAGAGAUUCCUGCUUACAUCUUGUUCACAAACAUUACCCUGACAUCUCUGAAUGUCUCUUGGUCACCGCCCACACAACCUAAUGGUGUCAUCAUUGGCUACGAGUUGACAUACUCCCUACAACAUUCUAAUGAAGAGAGUCGACUUGUAAAGUUGACAGUGAGCGGCUCAAAGCAUUAUGUAAUAAUCGACAAAGUAGAAGAGAAUGGUACCUACUUCUUCAGCGUUAAAGCAAGAACAUCCAUUGGGUUUGGGCCGGAACGUGUGGGCAAGGUUACCAUGGGACCACAGCCUGGUUCACCAGGGCGUCCAAAUAGACCAUCUGUUGAGAUGACUGGUGACGGCACUGUGUUGCUUAGUUGGUCGGGAGGUACACGUGGAGACUCCGAUAUUAUGGGCUACCGUGUAGAGGCCAAAAGCACCAAAAGACAGUAUUGGGAGACAGCACCAGUAUACCAGACUACUACAAAUGUCACAGAAGCUCGCUUUCCUUUCCCUACUGUGUGUUCUGAUGAUGGAUGCCAGUUCAGAAUCAGGGCUUUCAACUGGAUUGGCAUCAGUCAUGCUAGUGUCCCCUCAGAGGUUAUAGCACCACUUGUCGUACAAAAGGCAUUCCAUUAUGAGUGGUGGUUUGCUGUCAUCAUGGCCCUUUCUGGACUUAUUGUCAUCCUGCUGAUCAUUUCCUGUCUUUGUCUGGUUGCUCGCAGAGGAAAGAAAGACAAGAAGAAACCUACUCCUACUGCUGCAGUGUCCACAACCAACCUAGAAUCCCUGGACACUGAGGAAGGUGGCUUUGCUACCAUGGAGAUGAGACGGUCAAAUCGUAGAAGUAUGGGUGCCAGAAAUGGCAAUGCAAGAACUGCAGGAAUAUAUGGAAGGGCCCCACCCAGACCAAGCCCUGCAAGUGUCACAUACUCUGACUAUGAUGAUGGAGCCACAGCCAAGAGUGCUUUACCAGAUGAUGAUGAUGAUGAUGGCAGUAGUAUCACUGAAAAACCAUCCAACUUUGGCGACUCUUCAUCACCAAGUGACGAAGAGAGCGAUGACAGUGACAAAUUACCUCCUCCUCCAUCCUCUCCUCCACCCCCACCAUUCACAGCCAAUCCUUAUGUGAAUGACCUGGCACGACGGUCAUGGCGACAGAACUCACAGGACCAUAAUCUACCCCAGACAAGUCACUAUAACGCCUAUACCUACACAGACAGUGAGGCGGAGAGUAGUCACUACGCCCUCAGUCUGACGGGCGGACAGAUGAUAAUAAACAAUGCUGCAGGCUCACGUGCUCCACUUCCAGGAUUCUCCUCAUUUGUAUGA
Ylistrum balloti is the source of this 6558-nucleotide messenger RNA. RefSeq names its product protein sidekick-like. Gene Ontology annotation, molecular function: protein binding. Lineage: Eukaryota; Metazoa; Mollusca; Bivalvia; Pectinida; Pectinidae. The coding region runs from base 1 to 6558 and encodes 2185 amino acids. The transcript is spliced from 34 exons. The record is from RefSeq and is a predicted model, not a curated record.